This is a messenger RNA of Colletotrichum siamense, 414 nucleotides long. RefSeq lists its product as uncharacterized. NCBI's taxonomy places the organism in Eukaryota, Fungi, Ascomycota, Sordariomycetes, Glomerellales, Glomerellaceae. The transcript is spliced from 2 exons. The record is from RefSeq and is a predicted model, not a curated record. The coding region runs from base 1 to 414 and encodes 137 amino acids.
AUGGAGGAAUUGGACACCGACGCUCUUCAAGAGCAGUUCCGCGCUCACUGGGAAAGCAGCACCACAGAUGAAGAUGUCACACUGUAUGGAUUCAGCCGCUUCAGAACGAUUCACCUACUGAACCUUCGAUUCCUCGAAGGUGAGAUAUCUGAACUCAAUCGUCUAGUUUACCAGGCAGGAAAGAGUCUGGCCGAAGUUCGGCCCUCACGCGCACGUCUUGGCAUAGAUUCCAGAUGGAGCGGCAUGUCAUCAGCACCAGAACCAACCAAGAUCAUAAAUCAAGAAGUGGUCACUAAGCUUCGCGACUUGCUGAGGCAAUAUGAUGAGGCACUUGUUGCAUUUCAUAACAUCAUGGGCAUGGAAACAUCGUCUUUGAUCGAUGAUGAACAUCACGUAAGUCUGAGAAAAGAUUGA